Molecule: messenger RNA, 4134 nt
Organism: Vitrella brassicaformis
Lineage: Eukaryota; Vitrellaceae
Source: the annotation of a GenBank genome assembly
CAAGCAUGACGCCUGAGCCCGCAAGAGACGGCGAAUAUAGCGAGUAGCCCAGGGGAAAAACAGAAGGACAGGUCGGCGAUCGGGCCGUUAUAUACUGUCCGGCGCGGGAGGGCAGGAGGUCAGACAAAUGAAUCUGUGAGGGGGGCGCUUCGGCGCGCGAGGCAGAAGUGUUUGGAGGACUGCAGGAGCUGAGAGCGGACGGAGCCACACAAGCCUCACAUGACGUGCGUAUGGCAGUGAGGGUGUGGAAGACCCCUCAUUGUCAAUCUGCAGACCGCUGCUACUCUUCUCUGAUCACCGCUCUGGUGAGGUGUCAACACUGCUCAUAUGGGCCGGCUGCUGAGGGGCUCUCUCGUCCUCGCCGCCCUGCUCCUCUGCGCAGCCCUGCCCGACGAUGGUAGGCCGCCACACACAAAGCAGGAGGGACACGCAGACGGCACAACACGCACACUCUCUCCAUUCGUGUGAUUGUGCGUGAUAAUCAGAGUACGGCUCGAUCAAGUCCCCCUCGGUGCCGAAGCCACCGCCCAAGAUUGACUCCGCCCUCCACCUCAUUCAGCGCAUCCGCAAUGGCGGCCCCGGUGACCGCGCCCAGUCGGCCUACGGCCUCUAUGUGUCACAGGGCCGGUCUCACAUCAUUCGAACGGUUGACGAGGACCACGUCAUUAUCGAUGCGGUGGCGACCAACGACACGGCGGCCCUGCUGGCCGACCUAGAGGAGGUCGGCAUGAAGGGCGGCGGGGCCUAUCACCGGUGGGUCAGCGGAUGGCUGCCCAUCCGUGCCAUCCCCAACCUCGGGCAGCUGUCGUCGCUCCACCACGCGAGCCCCGCUGCCGUGGCCACACAGGCGGGCAUGAAGAGGAUGGACAUUCUUGUGGAGAGGGACAUCAAGAGGCGGCUGCUGCAGAGGCAAGAAGAGGGAGAGGGCGGUGAGAAAGACGAGGGCGCCAUGUCCGGCUUUGACCAGGACAAGGUGGCCAGCGAUGCGAUUGAGAAGAAGAUUCAGCUGGGGCUGAGGUCGCCCCCAGCUGCCUUCAGGCCCCCGGCCGAGGACAUCAUUCCGCCGCCAUUCCAGGACAUUGUCCCGCCGUUUGCCGGGCAGGAGCCGUUCAUCCCCUUCCCAGGGAGCCCCAAUGUCAGCCCUAAGCACAAGCAGGGGAAGGGCAAGGGCAAGAAGCACAAGAAGGGCAAGUCGGGCAAGCAGGGCAAGAAGGGCGGCGGGGCCAUGGGCGGGAACGGCAAGAACAAGAAGUGGAAGGACAAGCAGCACCGCUUCAAGGAGCACAGCUGGACCAAGGGCACCAUGGUCAAGGAGGGGGAGAGGGGCAGCAUCGUCUCGGAGGCCGACGCCGCAAUGGGCACCGACCAAGUGCGGGCCACAUACAACAUCGCAGGCGAGGGCAUGACCAUCGGUAUCCUCUCGGACUCAUUCGACAAGGCCAGCGGCCUCAGGACCGACGCCGACCAGGACAUUGAGGACGGCAAUCUGCCCGACAUGGGGCAGAUCAAGAUCCUCAAGGAGGGACCGAGCGGGUCGGACGAGGGUCGCGCCAUGAUGCAGCUCAUCCACGACAUCGUCCCGCGAGUCGACUACCUCUUCCACACGGCCUUUGCGGGCCUUGCAGACUUCGCUGCGGGCAUCGACAAGCUGGCCGACAAGGAGGUGGACGUCAUGACCGAUGACGUCAUCUACUUCCGGGAACCCAUGUUCAUGGACGGUACACACCGCACACACAGCAUUUGAUUCCGACACAUGUGCGCAUUUCUUCGGUGUGUCUCAUUCACUUAGGUCCCAUCGCACAGGCAGUUGACGACGCGUACCGUCGUGGCAUCCCCUAUUUUUCCUCUGCGGGCAACAACGGCCGGCAGGGCUACAGCAGCGAGCUGAGGCUCUCUGACAAGAAGGGCGUCAACGGCGGCAUCGCACACGACUUCGACCCAGGCAGUGACGUGGCCGAUCGGCAGAAGGUGACCAUCCCUGUCGGCUCGCGGAUGCUGCUGGUGAUGCAGUGGGAUGAGCCGUACUACUCAGUGACGGGCGACGAGGGAUCGCAGAGCGACCUGGACGUCUACCUGCUCGACGCCAAGGGCAACGCCGUCAGCUAUGGCGGCAACAGCAACAACAUCGACGGCGACCCCAUCGACAUGUUCGAGUACUUCAACGACGGAUACGUCGACGAGGACGACGAUGACGGCGCCGACGAGACGUUCUACCUGCAGAUCGUCAAGGACAGCGGCAGCACCCCCACCCGCGUCAAGUACGUCAUGUUCGGCUCCAGCAGCGUCAAGAUCGAGGAGUUCGCCGGCGAGUACACGGGCACCCUCUACGGCCACGCCAACUCGCACGGCGCCAUGGCCGUGGGCGCGGCAUUCUACGCCAACACGCCCUACUACAUCAAGAAGAUGCGGGGCACCAGGGGCGAGGAUGACGACGAUGACAACGCCAAGAAGAAGCUGGCCGUCAAGCCAGAGACAUUCAGCUCGGCGGGACCGCAGGCGAUCUGGUUUGACAACGACGGGAAGCGCCUCCAGACGCCCGUGCUGCGGCAGAAGCCGCAGGUGACCGCGCCCGACGGAUCGAACACCUCGUUCUUCAUCCCCGGCGUCGAGUAAGGGAUCAAAAACCCGCCAGAUUGCCGUCAUGUCUCGCUCCAUGGCUGCUGUGUCUUGUGUAUGUGUGUGUGUAGUCCUGAGGACGACGGUUAUUUUAAUUUUUACGGGACGUCAGCUGCCGCGCCUAACGUGGCUGCCGUGGCCGUCCUGAUGAAGCAGGUCAACAAGAGCCUCAAGCCAUCGCAGCUCUACAACAUACUCAUGGAAACGGCAUCCGACAUCGACGGUAUGCAUUCAUUGACUGCAGACACACAGACGGGAGGAGCAGAGAACAGCCGAGGCACAUACGGGUGCAUGUUCAUGUCUGUGUGUGUCUGUGUGUCUCUGGCACAGAUCCUGAGCAUGAGGAGCAGCAGAAGGGUUUCGACUAUAGCACUGGUGCGGGCCUCAUCGACGCUCCCGCUGCCUUUAAGGCCCUCAAAACCAGAUGUAUGUAUGAAACAAUCCAUUCAGGCAGAGACGAGACGCCACCACACGCCCAUGUGUCUAUUGGUUGACGUGGCGCGUGUGCACGUGCAGCCGAGUACGAGAUGUCGGCGUCUUUUGGCGGCGAGAACCCAGCUGAGUACUGCCGUCAGAUGAACGGCAUCUUCGACCUGGACUCGGACGCCUGCUGCCACAGAGGUGGGCCCGGCACGACAAUACGCUCUUGACGCAGACAGACGUCAUGUGUGUGUCUAUCAGAUUGCGGUUCGUGUGGCAACGAGGAUGAUGGUGACGUCAAGUGCGAGGCGCGGCCACUGGGCGUCGACUGCUGCAUCGAUACGGCCAAGGACAUGGACGACGACUGCAUCAAAGCCGCUGGACCGCCCUGCAUCUUUCCGUAGCCAUCCUUGGCUGUCUGCCUGUCUUGCUUCCCCCCCCUUCUCACCCCUCAUCUGUGUAUAUGCGCUGGCGUGUAUAGCCUCUCUCUCCAUGUCAGCCUACCCGCCUGCCUGUCUGGCCUCGAUCGCGAAUAUCGUAUACAUAUGCUGAGGGGAUUUGUCAAGUCUGUCUGUUUGGCCGUUCCCUCCCUCACCAUGUGCAUGUCUGUCUUUAGUGUGAGGAGCCUCGUGUCUGUAUGGCGGGAGGGGUGCAAGCGUGUAUGCGCAGCAAGUUGUGGAUACGGUGCCAGACAUCUGUAGGUAUUGGUCUACUUGUGUCGAUAGGUGCCAGCAAACUAACUCUUUGUGGUCAUACGGAGAUGGACAGACAGACAGACAGACAGACACACACGGUUGCGUAUGAUGGUUACGUGUUCGAUCUGUGCCGCAUACAUACUGAUCUAACAUAUACACAUACAUAUAUACAUAUAUCGCAUGUUGUACAUGCGGCCGUGCUGCGUGUACGUGUGCACGUGUGUGUUCGUGCGGUUUGCGUUUCGUCUAUCUAUCGCAUGGCAUGAAUGACAUGUGGCGUGUUGAUGUCCGUGUGCGUGUGGAUGGUGCUCGAUCCAUGAUGGAUGGACUCGGACUAAGUAUAUGUACGUGUGUGUGUGUGUGUUUGUGUACCUGCGGGUGAGAGACAAGGGAUUCAACGUCC